UAGGGACUCUUUUUCAUGGCGGAGGCCUCCGCCGUUUGGAGACGCAUCACGCCAGGGGGAGGUGCUGCGCGUCCAAGAUGGCGGCGCCCUGUAGGCUGGAGGGACUGUGAGUGACCAUGAAAGACACCAGGCUGACAGCACUGGAAACUGAUGUACCAACUGUCCUCAGAACAGUCUGGUAGUGGCCCUAAUGAAGAGCUGUCCAAGCCUUUAGCACACGUCCUGGAGCCUGCACAGCAUAGCUGAGUGAGAGAAUGGCCCAGCUAGCCAACAUUGGGGAACUACUCUCCAUGCUGGACUCUCCCACACUGGGCGUGCGGGAUGACGUGACAACCAUCUUUAAGGAGUCCCUCAAUUCUGAACGUGGGCCUAUGCUUGUGAACACCUUGGUGGAUUACUAUCUGGAAACCAGUUCUCAGCCGGUAUUGCACAUCCUGACCACCUUGCAAGAGCCACAUGAUAAGCACCUCUUGGAUAAAAUUAAUGAGCAUGUAGGCAAAACCGCCACCCGUCUAUCCAUCCUCUCGCUGCUGGGGCAUGUUGUGAGACUACAGCCAUCUUGGAAGCAUAAGCUCUCUCAAGCACCUCUUCUGCCUUCUUUAUUGAAAUGUCUCAAGAUGGACACUGAUGUUGUGGUCCUCACAACUGGUGUCUUAGUGUUGAUCACCAUGCUACCGAUGAUCCCACAGUCAGGGAAGCAGCAUCUUCUUGAUUUCUUUGACAUCUUUGGCCGUCUCUCGUCAUGGUGCCUGAAGAAACCAGGCCAUGUGACAGAAGUCUACCUUGUCCAUCUCCAUGCCAGUGUUUAUGCCCUCUUUCAUCGCCUCUAUGGAAUGUACCCUUGUAACUUCGUCUCCUUCCUGCGCUCUUACUAUAGUAUGAAGGAAAACGUGGAGACUUUUGAAGAAGUUGUCAAGCCAAUGAUGGAGCAUGUGCGAAUUCAUCCGGAAUUAGUGACUGGAUCCAAGGACCAUGAACUGGACCCUCGAAGGUGGAAGACAUUAGAAACUCAUGAUGUUGUAAUAGAGUGUGCCAAAAUCUCUCUGGACCCUACAGAAGCCUCGUAUGAAGACGGCUAUUCUGUGUCUCACCAGCUCUCUGCCUGCUUCCCUCACCGUUCAGCUGAUGUCACCACCAGCUCUUAUGUGGACACACAGAAUAGCUAUGGGGGCGCUACUUCCACCCCUUCCUCCACUUCUCGGCUGAUGUUCAGUCCAGCUGGGCAGCUACCUCAGAGUCUGAGUUCCCCAUCAACACGGCUGUUACCUGAGCCGCUGCAAGCUACUCUCUGGAGCCCAUCUAUGGUUUGUGGUAUGACCACUCCUCCUACGUCUCCUGGAAAUGUCCCGCCUGACUUGUCACACCCCUACAGUAAAGCCUUUGGGACCACGGGUGGAAAAGGAACUCCUUUGGGAACCCCGGCAACCUCUCCUCCUCCAGCCCCGCCCUGUCCCCCAGAUGACUGUGUACAUGGGCCAGCCUCCCAGGCCACAGCCACACCCCCCAGGAAGGAAGAAAGAGCAGAUUCCUCAAGGCCUCACCUGCAGAGACAGCCGUAUCUUCUGAAUGACCGAGGACUAGAGGAUUUGUCUUCAAACAAAGGUUCCGUUACUCUGGGGAAUCUAUCAGAUUUCCUAGGUGACCUGGCUUCUGAGGAAGACAGUAUUGAGAAAGAUAAGGAAGAAGCUGCGAUAUCUAAAGAACUUUCUGAGAUCACCACUGCAGACGCGGAUCCUGUAGUUCCUCGAGGGGGCUUUGACUCUCCCUUCUACCGAGACAGUCACUCUGGUUCUCAGCGGAAGACUCAUUUGGCAGCCUCUGGGACUCAGGGCUCCAGCGUGAACCCUGAGACUUUGCACUCCUCUCUGGACAAACAUGGGCCUGACACACCAAAGCAAGCCUUUACUCCUAUAGACCCACCCUCUGGCAGUACUGAUGCCAGUCCCGCUGGGGACAGAGAUCGCCAGACUUCUCUGGAAACCAGUAUCCUCACUCCCAGCCCUUGCAAAAUUCCACCUCAGAGGGGAGUGAGCUUUGGAAGUGGUCAGCCUCCCCCAUAUGAUCAUCUCUUUGAGGUGGCCUUGCCAAAGACUGCCUGUCACUUUGUGAGCAAGAAGACUGAGGAGCUUCUGAAGAAAGUGAAAGGAAACCCUGAGGAAGACUGUGCGCCCUCUACCUCCCCAACGGAAGUACUGGACAGACUGAUAGAGCAGGGAGCAGAUGCGCACAGCAAGGAGCUGAGCAAGUUGUCCUUACCCAGCAAAUCUGUUGACUGGACCCACUUUGGAGGCUCUCCUCCCUCAGAUGAGAUCCGCACCCUCCGAGACCAGUUGCUUUUACUGCACAACCAGCUGCUGUAUGAGCGGUUCAAGCGGCAGCAGCACGCCCUCAGGAACAGAAGGUUCCUGCGCAAGGUGAUCAGAGCAGCCGCUCUGGAAGAGCACAACGUGGCAAUGAAAGAUCAGUUGAAGUUACAAGAGGAAGACAUCAAGAUAUGGAAGGUGAGUCUUCAGAAAGAACAAACUCGAUACAGCCAGCUUCAGGAACAGCAUGACACCAUGGUGACCCAACUGCACAGCCAGAUCAGACAGCUGCAGCAUGACCGGGAAGAAUUCUACAACCAGAGCCAGGAGUUACAGACAAAACUGGAGGACUGCAGGAACAUGAUUGCAGAGCUACGGGAGGAGCUGAAGAAGGCCAACUACAAGGUGUGCCACACUGAGCUGCUGCUCAGCCAGGUUUCUCAGAAGCUCUCCAAUAGUGAGUCGGUGCAGCAGCAGAUGGAGUUCUUGAAUAGGCAGCUGCUGGUACUCGGAGAGGUCAAUGAGCUGUACUUGGAGCAGCUGCAGAGCAAGCAUCCUGACACCACCAAGGAAGUAGAAAUGAUGAAAACUGCAUAUCGGAAAGAACUAGAAAAGAACAGAAGCCAUCUUCUCCAGCAGAACCAGAGGCUGGAUGCCUCACAGAGGCGAGUGUUGGAACUGGAAUCUCUUCUGGCCAAGAAAGACCACCUUCUUCUAGAACAGAAGAAAUACCUUGAGGAUGUCAAGAGCCAGGCGAGUGGACAGCUGCAGGCUGCAGAGAGCAGGUAUGAGGCUCAGAAGAAGAUCACCCGGGUGUUGGAACUGGAGAUCCUAGACUUGUAUGGCAGGUUGGAGAAAGAUGGCCGCCUACGAAAACUAGAGGAGGACAAAGCAGAAACAGCAGAAGCAGCAGAAGAGAGGCUUGACUGUUGUAGUGACAGCUGCUCAGAUUCCUUGAUAGGGCAUAACGAAGAGGCUUCUGGCCACAACGGUGAGACCAGGACCUCCAGGCCUAGUGGUACCCGGGUCAGCUGUGGAGGCAGAAGCACUGGAGGCAGCAGCAGCAGCAGCAGUGAGCUUUCCACUCCAGAGAAACCCCCAAGCCAGAGGUUCAGCAGCCGCUGGGAAACCACUGUGGGUGAGCCCUCCAGCAGCAUCCCCACGACUGUUGGCUCACUUCCCAGUUCCAAAAGCUUCCUGGGCAUGAAGGCCCGGGAACUGUUCCGUAAUAAGAGUGAGAGCCAAUGUGAUGAGGACGGUGUGACCAGCAGUAGCCUUUCUGAGACCCUAAAGACAGAACUGGGCAAAGAUUCAGGCGUGGAAAACAAGACUCCCUUUAAUCUAGAAGCCUCACACCCAUCUUCCCCAAACUCGGACAGCGUGGGGCAGCUCCACAUCAUGGACUACAAUGAGACUCAUCACGAGCACAGCUGAGGGGUCUGUCAGUGUUAAUUUGCGUCUUUGUCAGCACAGAACAGGAGGUGUGAAUGCACGUUCUAGGCUUUUCUGUUUCCAGGGUCUGAGCGGCUGCUUGUGCAGUGACAGCUGGCGGAAUGUGGGAUGAUGGUUUUUAGGUCUGGCAUUGAGAUGCUUUCCUUCACCCCACCCCAGCCUCUUUCAUUUACCUAGCAGUAUGUACUAAUUGAGGGCCUGUGUGUGUCCCUUGUAGCUUUAUUUUCUUCCUUCCUCCCACCAAAUGGUUGUGUCCUUUGAACCUGUGCAAUAUGAGGCCAAAUUUCAUCUUUGGGCCCAACACACCACUCUGCUUUCCUAGGUGCAGAUAGAUAGGUGGCUCUUGGGUAGACCAGGCAGUUAGUGGCACUGCAGGUAAGUCCAGUUUUGUCCCUUCCAGGAGGCUGUAGCCUACAAAGUAGAUUGUCUUUACAGGAGCGUUUCCACUGCUCUUUUAGAUGCUGAAGUUCAGCAUCUAAAGCCACAGAUGUAGAGAAACUGGUUCCUUCACCUCUGCCUUCUUUUAGAAGCUUGGAUAUGCUUCCUAGAAGGCUCUGCGAGAAUACCAGUUGUUCUGAUAGUGUAGUUGGUGCUGUGGAGGCCACACUGCCUUACUCUCUGGAAAGCUCUUACCCCUCUCCCCCACUACCUCUUAUUUAUUUGGUAUUUGCUUGAAUGCUGGCACCAUGCUGCCUGUAGGUGGGUGUGUAGGUGGUCGUUCUGCAGUCCGCAGAUUGUGGGGAGUGGUCACUAGGAGAGGCACCCAGGAUACUCAUGCACAUGUGGAAGUGUGCCUUUGGCUGGCCCCAUCCAGCUGAGCCAUGGUUCCACCCUUCAGUCUGUUUGCCUCUCUUCGUCCACGUCUCUGAUUACCAGCUGCUUUGUGAUUCUGUAGCGGACAGGCUCAGAAGAGCCAGAAUUUCCUUAGAGUUUAUGUGACGAUCGUUCUCGGGCUGGGGAUACCUCACUAUAGUAGGUUUAGCAGCUUUUUUACACCAAUUCUGACUUUGCAGGAGAAAGUCCCCCUGGAGCUUCAUGUCAAACACUUCUGUUGGGAACAGCAGAGCGACUCAGAGUCUGGGAGGGUUGAUGGAGGUUGGUAGCCUGUACCACUGCCUUCCCUCAUGCUCAUGAGAGGUGACAUGGUGUUCGAUCAGAACAAGGUGGUGGCAGAGAGCCCAAACUCGACCAGUGCUCCUGAAAUAAAUGCUGGAAGUGUAAGAGUUGUUGCCUGAUAUUCUGGACCAGGCAAGGAGACACUUGGGAAGGAGCCAAGAGCUUGGUUUUCUUGUUUCUAUUCUAUCUGGUAUAUAAAGAACAGAAGGGUUUAGCUACAACAACGGUAAAACAUUAGAAAACUAAUGGUAUGAAAUCUUACUGCAUAUGGAAGUUUCCAGCCUAAGGAUGAAUGUCUUUUUUCAAAGUGUGGCAGUAAUUAUCCUAGCAUCUCUAAGUAAGGUGAGACUCAUUGUCACCGUGGCAGUACUGGCUGGAGACCUGUUAGGGCCAUAUAUUUGCCAAAGCUAGCCCACAGGAAAACCACGCCACUGACUAUUCUCAGACCAGCAGAGGGCAGCAAUUGCCCCUUGACGACAAUGCCGUGCUUUUCAUUUAGGUCUGCCCAGAGGAAAGCUGAAAACCUUGUGUUCUCUCACCUGAUCCAUUGUAGAAAAGGGCAGAUGAACUGGGAAAAAGGUCUCACAGUUAAUGGGAAAACACUGCUCCUAUUAACCCCCACUCCCCUAGCCGCCACACACACACAAGAUCUGUGCCAGAGAACCAAGCCUUUUUCCAGUAGAAAGAAAACUUACAGACUGCACAAGUGCUGAAGUUGAGGGAGAGGAGACAGCAGCAUGGUAGACUGAGGUACAGGCUGGAGUUCUGUACCCAGUGACAGAACCUGAGCAUCCUGUGUGGCUUGAGUUCUAGAAGGCUGUUGAGGCUUUUUUUUUUCCCAGCUAAGGUCGGGGGACUGUGACCUGAAAUCAUCUUGAAGGUACCCAGCCUAAACAUUGACUCUUUCCAAAGGAUUUGAGAAUCAGUGAGUGGAAGCUUCUGUUUAGAGGGCAGUGACAGAGCAUCCAGGGAUCAGUGGGUCACCUGAUGCUGCUGCAGUCAGGAGGGAAACUUCUGAAAGGCAGCUGAGGUGUAGGCCAAGGUAUGGAGCAGUAGGUGUCAUGGGCAGCCUGGUAUGUGUGAAUGCUGUGCUUGAAUGGCUCCAUCCUUGAAUCACUUGGAGUCUAUGCUGUGGUUGUCUCCUGCAGUCUGGAGUCUGUUAGCAGCAGCAGUACAAUGCCACUGGAGUGGAGGAGCAGGUCAGUGCCUGGGCCAGGAACUAAGCACGCAUCUGUCCAACAUUCCUCCCUGACAUCCAUAAGAACUUGCUUUAGGAGCAAGAGCAACAUGACCGUGAACAUGAGGGACGGGCUCUAAAUGGCAUCCCCGGAGCAGGCAGCACAGCUGCCAGGGGCAAAUGCUGAUUUGAUAGCUUUGCUGACCCUUUCAGGAAGAAAGUCUAUUCAAUCUUCUGGACUAAGCUGCAGAAGCUUCUGUUUGUGACAUGGUUAGCAAGGAGUCGCUCUUCUUAGAAGGCAAACUCAAAACCCAGGAAAAGUCAUGGAAGCCACAGGUGAUUAAAAAAAAAACCUCCCCAAGCUGCUCUGGCCAGUGACCAGCGCCUCCCUGGGUGGUGGUGGCACCACAAAUGACAAGACUCGGGGCCACUUGCAUCAUAUGUGGUCUCUAGUGCUCAGAGGAGAAAGACAAUGUUAGCAGUUGAGUAGUUGAAGAUGAAAAGAGCUGAGAGCAGAGCACAGAGCUCAGGCUGACAGGGGAGAAGUUGAGCGAUGUGUAGUUUGGUGUGAAGCCAGCCGGGAGGGACCUACCACUGGAAGCCAGAGAGAUCCAAAGAACAAGCAGAAGUACUGUAGUAAGGUGCUCGUCUUCCCGAGCAGUAAAGGUGGGAGACACUGGAUAAGCUGGCAGAGGUGUAGGCAUUGCACAGGCUCAGCGUCAACACAUACGGAGUCUGCCUCCGCCAGAGGCCAGUGGUCCUGCACACUGUGACUCAAUGGCAGCCUACAUCUGCUGCACCUUCACCCCAAGGUUGUAGAUCCACUGCUGUGUACACUGGAAAAUACAUCCAGUGUGAGGGUGUUUGUGUCCUUAUAUACAUCCAGAGAUCUGUGGCAUGUGCCUCCAUCCUCCCUUUAUCCCCACCUGCUCCCUACCCCCAGUUUGCUGCAGUCACUGAUUGCCUUGGGUUUAGCCUAUCUGUGUAGGUAAAAAUGGGAACUGGCCCUUGAGCUAUGUUCCCAUUCAGCUUCCCAGUCUGUGAGUUCCUGGUGUGCCCAGGGGAGCAGAGUUUCUGAUAUCACCCAUGUUUAAAUGUGCUGUAGAGAAGCAGCUGCAGCUACAUUGGAAACUACACCCUGACCACUUUUGGUCUCAGAAUGAAAUUAAUGGGGCCCAAGAAGUGCCCUGCCCUUCCCAGAGCCCCAGUAUUAUCCACCUCUGGAUAAGCAGGCUGACUGAGCCACUGGAGCUGGUCUUUGACUAGACUGAUCCCUCUCCCUGCCCCACCUCACAGUGUUGGAAGGGAGGUCAUGAUGGUGUUUGUUAGCUCUCUGUCAGGUCAGAGGCAGGCAGGCGUCUUUGCACUAGGGAGAUUCAGUGGUCACCCUUCAUGAGACUGGACCACAAAACACAUUAUGGAGGAGCAGGUUUUGCUAAGGCAUGAUUUAGUUUUAUAAUCAAUCAUGGAUUAACCAUAUAUGGCUAACUUGGAGUUUAAGGGUGGGGGGAGUUCCCAUCAGUGAAAAAAAAAAUCAGAUUUUAAAAAAUUUUAUUAGUUCAAUGGAAGUCACCUCUUCUCAAAAGGUUUGAACUUUCCCACUAUGACCUUAAAAGCAUGUCAAACAAUCCGCAUCGGAUGUCAUAAAUACAGGUUACAGGAGAACAUGGUACAGUCUCAGUGAAUGGAAUCAAAGGUUUGCUGUCCUUAGAAUGUUCUGAAAUGUCAAGGCAGUUGCUUGUGUUUAACUGUGAACAAAUAAAGAUUUAUUGUUUUGCA
Molecule: messenger RNA, 7827 nt
Organism: Myodes glareolus (Bank vole)
Lineage: Eukaryota; Metazoa; Chordata; Mammalia; Rodentia; Cricetidae
Source: RefSeq, a predicted model, not a curated record